Molecule: messenger RNA, 3474 nt
Organism: Neoarius graeffei (lesser salmon catfish)
Lineage: Eukaryota; Metazoa; Chordata; Actinopteri; Siluriformes; Ariidae
Gene: serpinh2
Product: serine (or cysteine) peptidase inhibitor, clade H, member 2
Exons: 5
Coding region: 267-1484 (405 amino acids)
Biological process (GO): negative regulation of endopeptidase activity; collagen fibril organization
Cellular component (GO): endoplasmic reticulum
Molecular function (GO): serine-type endopeptidase inhibitor activity
Source: RefSeq, a predicted model, not a curated record
CUGAGGCACUUUAAGGAGGCGGUGGGAAACUGGGAGGACUGGAAAUACUUAACGGGGCGUAAUGUGAGAAAUUUCGAGAAGGCGCUAAAUGCCUUGACUGGAGCACAUGCUUCAUUUUGGCUUGAAGAAAAGUAAAGGGAAAGCAAACAAAACAAGUAAAGAGAGCUUCUUCUGCCACGUUGUAAAGAAAGUCCAGCACCGGUUUAUUCCUGUUCUGGAGAGAGAGAGAAAGAGAGAAAACUGCAGCACAUUAACGCUUUUCUGCUAUGCUGUCAACUGCUGCUCUGUGUUUAGCACUGGCCUCAAUGGUCAGCCCCUCCACAUCCCAGCAAAACCUGACCUCAGGUGAGCCCCAGCAGAAGAUUUUUUCAUCCCUGAGUCACCCCAGCUGGUCCCUAGGGCUGCAAGUUUAUAGGGCCCUCCGGAGUGAAGGCUCUCACAUCAACACCCUCAUUUCUCCUGUACUGCUUGCCAACUCGCUGAGCGCGUUGAGCCACGCAGCCAAGGGAGCCACAGCUAGGCAGCUCCAGGAGCUCCUAAAGACUGACAAGGAUGAAAAACAAGCUGAGAAAUCUUCACCAAGUCCACUUAAAUCCAUGAGAAAAGCAAACGGAACCAGCUACACACUGCAUGUUUCCUCAGCUAUCUUCUCCAAACAGGUUUCCACUCUGGAGAGUGGCUUCCUGGAAGAGUUUGAACUGGAUCAUGUGGCUUUAGGUGCAGGGGAUAAACUGGGAGAUAUGAAGAAGCUCAGCUCCUGGGCCAGAAGUGGAAUGGGAGGCAUAAAGGAGAUGCCGCUGGGUGAAGGACCAGACGCUAAAGAAGGAGCCCUGAUCUUGGCCAGUGCACUGCAUUUUAAAGGGCUUUGGGAUCGUGGCUUUGACAAAGAAAAUGAAGACCUGCGAAACUUUUUGGGGACCAAGUACACCAAAGUGUAUAUGAUGCACAGAGCAGGGGUGUAUCGUCACUAUGAGGACAUCGAGAAUAUGGUGCAGGUGCUGGAGCUGGGUCUGUGGGGUGGAAAAGCCAGCAUGGUGCUUUUGUUGCCUUUCCAUGUGGAGAGUCUGGCCAGGCUGGAGCGCAUGUUGACACUCGAGCAGCUGGAGAAAUGGCUGGGGAAGCUGAGCAACAUGAGCAUGGCACUGACUCUGCCCAGGGUCAAUAUCAGUAGCACACUCAGCCUACAGAAACAGCUCGCCGCACUGGGCGUGGUCGAUGCCUGGGACCAGAAAGUGGCAGAUUUCUCAGGGCUUGGGAAGGGAAAGCUUCAUCUCGGGGAUGUUCGUCAUUGGGCUUCCCUGGAACUGGAAUCUGAUUCAGGCACUAAGGACAGCGUAGACAAGGAAGAGCAUGUGGAGAAACCCAAACUUUUCUACGCAGAUCAUUCCUUCAUUAUCCUGGUGAAGGAUAACAGCACCGGAGCUCUGGUGAUGCUGGGUGCCCUGGAUCUGGCAGAAGGGGAUGCGCUGCAUGAUGAGCUGUAGAGGACGGAUGAUGUAUGGAUGUUGUUUUAGAAUAUCUCUUCAGUUUUUACUGACGCAAGAAAAUGGCUCAUCAAAGACCGUGGCAUAUAAGCCAUUUGUCCAGUGACAAUAUAUGUAUAUAUUCCACGAAAUCAAGUUGUACAUGAGAUGAUAGCCGAUAGCAUAGCGCCGAGUUGGCUAUAAUCCAUGUAUGACGAGAUUGAGUGGAAUAACUGUUUUAUUCUAUCCACAUUCACUGGAUUUUGAGAAACAGGGCAUUUUUAUUUUUUGCAAAUUCAAUAAAUAAAAACUUGAUACGAAACAUCCGACAAAAUAAUUUCCGCUUAGUAUGUAAAGAAACCAGUGAAAUGACAGGAGCAAUUUGUGAAAAAUGCUAAAAUAGAAAUUCUUCAAAAAUAAAAGACAUUCUUCCCGUCAAAUACUUUUAUUCCAUAUUUUGUUUCUUUUUUUGUAUUUUGGGGGGUUUUCAUUUUGAAUAGAGUUUUUAUUUCGCCCUCGGUUGGUUCAGCAAAAUGCUCCGCCAUUUUGUUUUCUUCUUUUUUUGGCGGUUGGCAAACCAACUUAAAAGGUGCAUUACCACCACCGACUGGGCUGGAGUGUGGAACAGGAGAUAUUGGGGGAGGGAAGAGAAACUAUAUUAUUUUAUUUAGCUAUUUCUGUUUCUUUUAAAUACUUGAUAACAAAGUGAUGUAUCUGACUUGAUGCGCUCCACCAUUUUGUUUUUCUCUACUCACGGUAUAUGAGCUGAUAGCUGAGCAGUAGAGUAGCCAAUCAGAGCACGCAACUGCUCAUAUCCAGUGAAUGUGGAUAUAAUAAAUAUAUAUGUAUUUAUUAUGAAAUAUGGAAAGUGAUGAGUGAGUAAUUAUAGGUGCAAUUUUACAAUACUAUGAGUAGAAAAGAAAGACAUGAUUAAGGGUUGGUAGAAACUCAUAUUAUUUCUAACACCUAUCGAGCUCCAUUAAACGUGCAAAGAAGAGCUAAUGGAAGGUGUAAAACGAUUUAUUAGAGCUUAGAAAACCUCGGCGAACAAUUUCACCCAGGCUGAACCUGGAACUCAUUCCAUUAUUGUAACAAACGGGCUCACCAUGAACGCACACCAGGUAUUCACACACUGAUAGCCCCCCUGAGAGAUUAAUCCUUUCACACUUGUGAAAUAUUCAGUGAAUUGUUCUCAUAUCUCUCUGUGAUAGUGUGCCACUUUUACUUAUAUUCAUAUUGGCAUUUCAACACUUCUCCUUCUUUCAUUUUAACACUCGGAGAUCUAAAGACUCACUCAACACGGCAACGUGAUCUUUUCUACUCAAAACAAUUCCUUAACACUGAUAGUCUCAAAGUCGGCAAGCUUUUCCAAACCAAAGCCAAAGGGUGCAUUUACUUUCUCACCACACACCUCUCGCAGAGUAAAUAACCUGACAGUUACAUUGAACUCUGGCAUGGGAUGGGCUUGUUCUUUCUCUCUGUCUUUCAAGUUGUUGCCAAAUAGAUUGGGAGCUCCAGGGGGUCAGGCUCUAAGCUGGCAUGCCAAUUCCCACUCCCGGAGCAGUCCCCUGGGAGAAAGAUUGCUCAACCAAGCUGUUAUUGAUGGGAUCAGCGUAAUACUAAUGACGCUAAUGACUCGAGACCACUGUCUCCACCACAGGCAGAUGAUAAACCUUUAAUCUUUUAAUGCCUCUCCGGAUCAAUGGAUGCUGUGCUCUUGUGACACCGUUGGCUGUUUUGAGUGGUUAAGAAUUACACUUAAAGUGCUUUUUGUGUUUUGUUUUUUAAUGUAGUGUUAUAAUGUGUGAUCUUCUUCUUUCGGCUGUUCCUGCUAGGGGUCGCCACAGCGGAUAACGUCCCUCUAUCUCCUCCUGUCCUCCGUAUCUUUUUCUGUCACACCAACCAUCCUCAUGUCCUCCUUCACCACAUCCAUAAAUCUCAUCUUUGGUCUUCCUCUUUUCCUUCUACAGUGGUGCUUGAAAGUUUGUGAACCCGUUAGCAAUUUUUAUAU